This is a messenger RNA of Acanthosepion pharaonis, 924 nucleotides long. Lineage: Eukaryota; Metazoa; Mollusca; Cephalopoda; Sepiida; Sepiidae. The record is from the annotation of a GenBank genome assembly.
AUGGCCUUUAAUUCUUUUCCUCAUAUUUUUCGUAAUUUCUUCAUUUAUUUCAGUUAUGGCUUUCUCUUAAGCUUAUUGCUUCCCUUGUUUCUCUCUACUUAUCUAUUUAUUGUUCUUUCGUUUUUUUCUUGUAACACAAUUUCUUUCCUUUCUUUCCUUUUUAGGAUUUCGCACGUUUCUUUUCAUUUCUCUAUUUCUUUUCCUCAUUUAUUUUAUUUCUUUCAUUUUUUUCUUUCUCUUCCUUCCAUUCAAUUACUUUCUUUCUUUCUUUCUUUCUUUCUUUCUUUCUUUCUUUCUUUCUUUCUUUCUUUAUUUUUCGUUUUGGUCCUUCUGUUUCUUUCUUUCUUUCUUUCUUUCUUUCUUUCUUUCUUUCUUUCUUUCUUCUCGCCUAUUUAUUUUUCAUUUUUCUUUACUCUCGUCUAUGCCUUCUUUCUGUCUGUCUUUCUUCUUGCCUAUGUAUUUUUUCUUUCUUUAUUUCGGUUGUUCGAAUUGUCUCUUUUCUUUCUUUCUUUCUUUCUUUCUUUCUUUCUUUCUUUCUUUCUUUCUUUCCCUCAUUUCUUUUUUAAUUCCGUAUUUCUUCCUGCCCCUUCUGUUCACCGAAAUUCAUUCAUUCAUUCUUUCUUUCUUUCUUUCUUUUUUUCUUUCUUUCUUUCUCGCUUUGUCUAUUUGCCUCACUAUUUCUUUGUUCUUUCUUGCGUUCGUUUCUUUCUUUCUUUCUUUCUUUCUUCCUUCCUUCCUUCCUUCCUUCCUUCCUUCCUUUCUGUUACUUACGUUCUUUCUGUUCUACCUUUUGUUUUUUUUUCUUUCUUUUCUGCAUUUUACAUUCUUUCUUUCAUUAAGUUAUUUUUAUUUCAUUUCCUCAAUGUUUUCUUUCCUUCGGAUGAAUUACUUAUAUUCUAUAUUUGUAAAUUUGCUAUGCACUGA